This is a messenger RNA of Salmo salar (Atlantic salmon), 5494 nucleotides long. Its product is annotated as E3 ubiquitin-protein ligase TRIM39-like. Gene Ontology annotation, molecular function: protein binding; zinc ion binding. NCBI's taxonomy places the organism in Eukaryota, Metazoa, Chordata, Actinopteri, Salmoniformes, Salmonidae. The record is from RefSeq and is a predicted model, not a curated record.
UAAGAGUAUUUCCACGUAGCUGUACCAAAUCCCCAGUCACGGUAUAUCUUUUUUUCUGAUCCGAAGAGGAGAACGAACAGAGUCAACAACAUACUGCACACUGAGCUAUGGCUUCCUCCAACAGUCUCCUGUCUGAAGAGCAGUUCCAGUGCUCUAUCUGUCUAGAUGUGUUCACUGACCCAGUCUCCAUCCCGUGUGGACACAACUUCUGCAUGGCCUGUAUCGGAGUGUACUGGAACGCUGAGGGCCUAUGCAAGUGUCCAAUGUGUAAAAAGGCUUUUGAACAGAGACCAGAUCUCAGUGUCAAUACUUUUAUUUCUGAAAUGGCCGCCCACGUCCGGAAGCUAGCUCCAGCUGACAGCACACUCAAACAGCACCCCGCCAAGCCUGGAGAAGUGGCCUGUGAUGUCUGCACUGGGAGGAAGUUCAUGGCCUUGAAGUCGUGCCUGGUUUGUCUGGCCUCUUACUGUGAGACUCACCUAGAGCCUCAUCAGAGAGUUGCCUCCUUCAAGAAACACAAGCUAAUUGACCCUGUGGAGAACCUGGAUGACAGGGUGUGUGAGAAGCACCAACGACCCCUGGAGUUGUUCUGUAGGAGCGACCAGACCUGUCUGUGUCAGUUCUGCACUGAGACGGACCACAAGUUCCACAAGACUGUCCCCAUAGAGGAAGAGAGUGGAGUGAGGAAGACUCUGCUGGGGGAAACCAAGGGAAAAGUGCAGAGGAUGAUCAAGGAGAGACUGCAGAAGGUGAAGCAGAUCGAACACUCAAUAGCACUCAGGAAGAGGGGUGCAGAGAGAGAGAUAGAACAUAGCGUGCAGGUCUUCACUACUCUGAUGCGCGCUAUUGAGAAAAGCCAGGCUGAGUUCAUUGAGGUGAUUGAGGUGAAACAGAAAGCAGCAGAGAGGCAUACCGAAGGGCUCAUUAAAGAGCUGGAGCAGGAAAUCACUGACCUACAAAAGAGAGACACUGAGCUGCAGAAGCUGUCAAACACAGAGGACCACCUCCACGUUCUCCAGAGCUCCCCAUCGCUUUGCACCCUUCUACGCACCAAGGACUGGUCUGAGAUCAGGGUUCACAGCGGUUUGUGGGUCGGGACCCUUAGGAGAGCUGUGUCUCAACUGGAGGAGACGCUUUGUGAAGAGAUGGAGAAGUUGUGUGAGACCGAGCUGGAGAGAAUGCAGCAGUCAGCUGUGGAUGUGACUCUGGACUCUGAUACGGCAAAUCCCAAACUCAUUUUGUCUGAGGAUGGGAAACAGGUGAAGCUAGGAAGCAGACAAAAGCUCUUCCUUGACAACCCAAAGAGGUUUGAUCCUGUACCCUGUGUACUAGGAAAUGAAGGCUUCUCCUCUGGGAGAUUUUACUUUGAGGUGCAGGUGGAGGGGAAGACUAGGUGGGCUUUGGGAGUGGCCAGAGAGUCCAUCAACAGGAAGGGGAAUGUAAGCCCCAGUCCUGUGAAUGGAUACUGGACUGUGGGGCUGAUGAAUGGGGAUGAGUACAUGGCUCACGCUGGGCCCAGUGUCCUUCUCUCUCUGUCAGAGGAGCUUCAGAAGGUGGGGGUGUUUGUGGAUUAUGAGGAGGGGGAAGUCUCCUUUUAUGAUGUGGAGGCCGAGUCUCAUAUCUAUUCUUUCACCGUCUGCACCUUCACUGAGAGACUCUACCCAUACCUCUUUACAGGCAUAAAUAAUGACGAUACAAACUCUGCCCCAUUGAUCAUUUGUCCGAUCAUGUCAGUCAAUCAGUAUGAGAUUUCACCUUUCGAUGAUACACCUUAGCUUUCAGCAAUUGAUUCAGUCAAGUGAUUGUUGAUACUUCUAUACAGCUUUUAAAAAAUCGUCACAGUAUUGGAAUGACACAGUGAAAAAGUUAGGUGUCUAAUCAGGCGUGCAACUGACAAUGUUUUCUACUUUUCAUUUAGAUUGAAUGGGCAAAGUCCCCUCAUACGAAAACAUGUAUUUUACCUCCACAAUCAUGUAGGAAUUCAUUAUUAUUUUGUCUAUUUUUCUCUGUGGCAUAUAUAAGUAACUGCCAAAAUAAAGGAAACGCCAACAUAGUGUCUUAAUAGGGCGUUGGGCCACCGCGAGCCGGAACAGCUUCAAUGCACUUUGGCGUAGAUUCUACAAGUGUCUGGAACUCAACUGGAGGGAUGCGACACCAUUCCAUCAUUUUGUGUUUUAUUGAUGGUGGUGGAAAAUGCUGUCUCAGGCGUCGCUCCAGAAUCUCCCGUAAGUGUUAAACUGGGUUGAGAUCUGGUGACUGAGACAGCCAUGGCAUAUGAUUUACAUCGUUUUCAUGCUCAUCAAACCAUUCAGUGACCACUCGUGCCCUGUGGAUGGGGGCAUAGGCAUGGCAGCCAAAAUAAUGGCCUACCCAGCAUUUUUAUUCAUUUCCCUAAGCAUGAUGGGGAUGUUAAUUGCUUAAAGUGAGACUCAGAAAUGACGUUGCCACGAGCAUCACCGCAGAUAUUCAGAUGAGAGAGAUGCAAGACUUUGCUCUCACACAGUCACACACAGUAUCUGCGCAUGUGCAUGGGUUCGCUUCACACUGUUCACAAGGUAAUAGCCACGGGACUAAAACAGCGGAGAAGUUGAGCCUCACACUUCAACGCUCUUAGUUGUUGCAGAAAUGUACUCACUAUGCUGUUUACUUUGUGCAUCUACGUCAUAUCGCUGAGUCUACCUUUAAUUAACUCAGAAACCACACCUGUGUAGAAGCACCUGCUUUCAAUAUGUUUCGUAUCCCUUAUUUACUCAAGUAUUUUGGCAGUUACCUGUGGCUCAGUUGGUAGAGCAUGGUGUUUGCAACGCCAGCAUGGUGUGUGCAACGCCAGGGUUGUGGGUUCGAGUCCCACGGGGGGCCAGUACAAAAUAAAUGCAUGAAAUUAAAUGUAUGCAUUCACUACUGUAAGUCGCUCUGGAUAAGAGCAUCUGCUAAAUGACUAAAAUGUAAUGUAAAUAAUUUUCCUUUAUAUGUGUAACAAUGAUAUGUGUAUAAUCAAUGGGCUACUGGAGAGGGGGUACUGUUCUGUAUAUUUGGAGGGUACGUUUUGGGAUGAGGUGAAAGGUUUUGUUGGGCUUUUUCUUAAAAUAGAAAGGGAAAAAAGGCCACAGUGCUUUAUGACAGUUUACACAGGUGCAUGUGAUGGACUCUCUUAAAUCUUCCAAAAUGUACAAAGUCUGGUUGGAGAUGCUCUGCAGCCUGCGGAGUAUUGAUGUUAACCGUAAUUACACAGUCCUUUAAUGUUGGAAUUUAGCGAAAAGUUUUGAACAACAAAUCAAUGUCCUGUUAUCAAAUAAACAUUCAGCACGUAUUAUUAUUUAGUGUUUAUUCCAGGGGAGAAGGACUGCCCCCUCUCAUUGAAGCCACACAGUUCAAGGCCGACCACAGUGCUGCAGGCAGUUUGCAGAAAACAGUUUCCCCCAUUGUAGUGAAUGGGAAGAAGGCAAUAUUCAUGGUCAAUCUUUGUGUAAAAAGAUAAAUACAUUUGAAGACAAAUACAUUUGAAGACAGUCUCGGUACCAAUCAUUGCUUCUAUUACACCAGAUGUAUGUCCUUGAACCAGUUAUUUUAAGUUAUUAUUUUUAAUUCGCAGAAUAAGUUUUUAGUUGCUAAUGGCAGAAUGCAGUACCCCAUUCGGCCUCCAACUUGAGAUACUCAGUGAGAGGGGGCAGCACUGAGCUUGCCUGCAAUGUCACUUCCUGGAGUAGCUCAUGGAGUAGCCCACAUGAGAUAUCUUAACCAACUUCUUUGGCUUCAAAUGGGCAGAAUCGCAUAGGUGGAAAACCAAGACUUCUGAUGGCAGGCCUGGUCAUAGCUAGAUAUGUUUGAUUCGCAUCGGUGGACAAUUUUAGCGUUUUAGCAAGCCUAACCCUUUUCCCAACCUUAACCUAAUUCUACUAACCUACAGCGUUAAUUUUCCUAGCCUGCUGCAUAAGUUAUCCUAACUUGCUAUGAAAAGUCACUUCUGCUAGUCAAAACUGGCAGACCUGCCUGGAGAGCAGUGUGAGUAUCCAGUAAUAGUGCUUCAAGUCCACUAUUGAGUCUUCACAUAGGAAUGAAUGGUGUCACGUAAUCAAUGGCUUUGUCCAUUCAGAUAUAAAGUAAUUGGUUUAUUCUCUUGUCCAGCCCAAUUAGUAUUAAAUUAAUUCUGAAUCAUAUUCAGCAUCCUUUUCAUCAUAAAAUGGUCCUCCAACAACAAAUCAACGGACUGUUUAGAGGAAAUGACUUAAUUUUCAUUAAGGAACACUAAGGACAAGAUUUGGUAUGUUAGCAAUGCUAUAGUAGCUGCACUGUGUGUCAGAUGGGCUCCGUCAGAACCUUCAUCAUGUGUCUCCAGAAGAAUCAAUAGUAGCAGAAAUGCAGCACUUGCAUUAAAUAUAUACAAUUUUUAGCAUAACAGACAAUUGUUUUAGUAAAAAAAGUGUAUUGCUACUGUGUUUCCCCUCAUUGUAUACCUGAGUUUGGCUUCUAUUGGUUGCAAUUGGCAGUUUUAGUCUCAGAGGGCCUGGAUAUUGCUUUGGGGCCCUUUCUUCCCCAUCUGGUAAGUAAUCUGGGGGAAUCUGCUUCAACUGCACUCUUAAAGUCCUCAUAGACCCAGCCAGGCAGAUAGACAUGUCUGGGUCUGGACAUCUUGCUGAGCGGGGCAGAUCAAUGUUUCUUUAUCUGCAACUGAGUGGAAGUGCAGCUCUUUCGGGGUCCAAGAAAUCCAUUUUCAUCUUGUUUAUCAAUUCUUGUCUCGUGUGAAAACAUCUAGACAUCCGGCAACAAGCAGAGAGAUGCCAAAGGUGCCUUUAUGUAUAGGCACAAUCAGGGAUUACUCGUCUCUACUCGUUCACAGUACAGCACAAACAGUAGUAAUGUAUCUACUGCACAUAUGCUGUGAGUGUAAUCGCACACUGUCUAUUCCACUAUUAGGCAUUAUUAAUUAGGUAUAGUCACUUUUGUAGUGACAAUCUAGGGAAGUUGAUUACGAUCUUGUUGACGGCUAUUUGUUUGAAUGAAAAAUGUUACUGUGUCUAAUUGGUUGGCUGCUUUGCAUAGUGUUCUAUUCACCCCUCUUAUUAGGCAAUGACCAGUUACAGGUGUGCUUGUCAGGGAGUGCGAAUGAGCUUGGCAGCCUCAGGUGUGUGUGCUAUAAUGAGCUACUGUUGAAAUUUAAAAGGAGACGUGAAAAGUUUCAUAAAAUAAUCUUCACUCAAGCUCCACUGUCUAUACAUUGAGGCUUUUCUAAGGCAUGACUCAGUUCACUUUUCUUAAACCCCCACAUAUAUUUAUUGUGAAGUAAUUACACAUGAAUUAACAGAAAUGUAUGUUAUGCUAAUCAUGUAUUUACUAUAGUGCUUUUCUCAGACCCAAACACGCUUAUGUGGUGUUUGUGUGGCCUAGACUCUCCUGACUACCACAUUAUUCAGUGUCCGGGGCUGUAAGACCAAACGUCUUAUACUGCAGGUCAGGAGUGUCGUUCUACUGUCUCUUGCGGCAUAGCUGUGUGAUA